Messenger RNA from Trichoderma asperellum CBS 433.97, 1144 nucleotides. RefSeq lists its product as uncharacterized. NCBI's taxonomy places the organism in Eukaryota, Fungi, Ascomycota, Sordariomycetes, Hypocreales, Hypocreaceae. The record is from RefSeq and is a predicted model, not a curated record.
CUCAGAGCCUCUCAUAUAAGCUGAACAGGGCCGGCACUUGCGUAUAUAAAGUCUUUGGGAUUUCAACAAAGCCACAACACAGACACACAAACGAAAAGCAGCAUCGCAAUCGCCCCUUUACACCUCUUCUCCAUCAAUCCUUCUUCUUCUACCCAUCAACUAAGAGGGGGGAAAAAAUAACAGCAUCCAUCACACUAUAUCAUUUACCUUCUUAAUAAGAAUAUUGAUAAAAAAAAAUCACCAUGUGCGGACCAGAGUUCACCAACAAGCCUCGUGGCGGCGCACUUGCUGCCCUCAGCUCACCAAUUGAUGCCGAUCGACUACGAUCCAUCUGCGCAGAUCUCGCAUUUCACACCCCGGGCCACCCGGAGAGCAACGAAGCGACACAUGCGAGACUGACGCCAGAUGCUGAUUAUGAUUCCAGCAUAUUAUCAGAUCUUCAUAUUGUCAUCCAUUCCAGCGGAGAUUUGUCAAGAACACCAGAGGAGUGCGGCACGUUUCAGCAGUUUCGAUUUCCUGCAGUGCCAACCUCAUGCAACAAGUCAUUUAUUGAGCUUCCUCUCGAUAAGCCGCUUUCACUAGAAGUCGGAAACGAUGGAAUCAUCGGCCGGCGAGUGUCACUUUACUCUCGUUCUGCCCCUACUCGGCUGGUAGCCGAAGGCAUCGUGGGAUUCAACUUUCUCAGCAGGGCCCAGCCGUGCUUGUAGGCGAUGCAUCGUGACAAAUCAUUUCACUACCAGCAGACAGAAACACGCACGUCAGAGCCAUCAAGGUUCUGAUGGCGACACCUGCGAAAGCGCAUCGUGCAAGGCGGGCACUUGCACCCUGAUGGAUAACAGGGGUAAAGACAUGAUGCGUAUCCCUGGAAACACAGGAUCCAGAGGAGAAGAAGCCGAAAGCGGAAUUUCUUACCUAAUGCGAGAAGGAUAUUUAUUUUAGCGAUGGCAAAUUUUGGCAGGAAUCUGGAGUACAGGCAUACACGGAACGGGCCCGGCAACGUGGCUUUGGGAUGGUUAUUAGGACAGGCUUCAAUUCGAGCAAGGGGCACUGGAGCACUAACGGGCAAUGGGAACUUUGAAUUUGCGUGAAUUUGGAGCGUAUAUUGGCUUAGCCACAGCAGCGAAUAAAUGCGAAUUAUCUUCAA